AUGCCCAUAUGGAAGCAAAUUGCUAUUGUUUUAUGCCAUUUUGCAAAUGAAGUAGCAUUGUUGGAUUUGGAGCAGAAAAGAAUAAAGUGGCUACAAGGUGCACAACUUACAAUAGUUAUUCAAGAAUUUGAAUAUGGAAUAAGUGGUUUAGAGCAUAACUUACCUAAUGUCAUCAGUGCAAUGGAUGGAUUGCAUAUACUUAUUCAUCCUCUUAUUAAAAACAGAAGUGUUCAUGAUGCAUGUAUGUUUUAUUGGUUAUCUCUUUAUUAUGAAAUUUCUUACAAUCAUGAACAAUGGGUACCAGGUGGUUCAUAUAUUAUUACUAAUUCUGCAUAUCCUCUUAAAACAUAUUUAAUAAAACCGUUUCCUGAUCAUAAUGCAUUAACUAGUCAUGAACGACGAUUCAACAAAAAACUUUUUUCAAUAAGAAUGAUUAUUGAAAGAGCAUUUGGAUAUUUAAAAGGAAG
Molecule: messenger RNA, 467 nt
Organism: Cetraspora pellucida
Lineage: Eukaryota; Fungi; Glomeromycota; Glomeromycetes; Diversisporales; Gigasporaceae
Source: the annotation of a GenBank genome assembly